Molecule: messenger RNA, 6240 nt
Organism: Metopolophium dirhodum (rose-grain aphid)
Lineage: Eukaryota; Metazoa; Arthropoda; Insecta; Hemiptera; Aphididae
Product: beta-1,3-galactosyltransferase 5-like
Exons: 3
Coding region: 880-1932 (350 amino acids)
Cellular component (GO): membrane
Molecular function (GO): hexosyltransferase activity
Source: RefSeq, a predicted model, not a curated record
UACCAACUCGCGCCACCCACCGGCCACCACCGCUACCACCCCCCCGACGAAACUACAAACCAUCCCCUCCACAGACUGCGCACCGAGCCGUCGGUACCACCCCGCCCCGCAUCGCAUUGCGAUACUCCGUGACGGGUUAUCGUUAUGCUCGGGCGGCAUUGGCAGUUUAUUAUUUCCAUUGUCGGUUCCUAAUUCUUAUAAGUUAUUAUCGCCAUCGUUCAUCCGUUUCUGUUAUCGAAAUAUGAACCGGAAUCAAUGCUGUCGGUUAAAAAUAGUCCGGUUCGAAAAAACAGCCGUUCGCGUCAUCGGCUAAUCCAGCGGGAAAUGUCUCGAUAUCCCGUCGAACGUCAUCGUUAUCAUCUCGGCAGUCGUCGUAUUCAUCGCAUCGCCGAUCGUUUGAUCUGCGGCCGUUUAGCAUCGCCGCCGUCCGCCGCUAAAUAUUAUAUUACCGCACGCCGACGACGGCCGUUACCACCACCACCGCCGCCGUCGUCGCCACUGACGCGGUCGUAGUCACUAGUCACUGCUCAGUGCUCACUACUCACUAGUCGUAGUCCGUGGUGCGACGCCGGUGCUGAGCUAUUUGUUCGCGUGUGCCGCAGACCCGCUGCAAUAGUUUGUUCCGUAAUUCCGUUGCGUGGCGGGCGAAGGGCUUGCGGGUACGUGCGUCGCGACAUCGGGGCCGGUUGACGACAAGACGUGUGCGAAAAAAUAAUUUACCGACGCGCUGUGCAUCGAAUUGUCGUCGUGUCCAAUAUCACCAUGACCACCACCACUAGUCCUCGGACGGUCCUAGAUCAAUAAUACUGUGAAUAUCUGAAGACUACCUAUUGAAAAAUUAUAACUGAGUGAUAACAGUCAACAGUUAUAAGAAAUGCCAUGAUAGGACGAUUGUAUUCUUUAAUUUUAUCGCUUGGCAGCCUUACAUUAAUCACAUUUUGUUUGUGGUCAGUAUGGAGCAAGAUAGCCAAUGUCGACGAAUCACAUGUAGGCCAUGUCGAAUAUCGUAUACUUACAAUAGAAAAUGUUACUUCAAAACCAUUCGAGUUACAUUCUUUGGCCGAUACAGACCUUCACUCCUUAAUCGAUUUGCCAUCUUUCAAUUUCAAUAUAAACCAAAAGGUAUGCAACAACAACACUAAAUUGAUAAUGGCUUUAGUUCAUACUGCGCCUGGACAUUAUGCCAAACGUCAGGCUAUAAGAGAGACAUGGGCAAAGAUGAUACCUACAUUAUUUUUUAUGGGUCUCCCAGAUUCAAACAUUACUCAAAACAAUGUUGUCUCAGAAAAUAAAAUAUACAGUGAUAUUGUCCAAGGCGACUUUAUAGAUUGUUACCGUAAUUUAACUUAUAAACAUGUGAUGGUACUAAAAUGGACUUUGUACUAUUGUCCUUGUGCCAGGUAUUUGCUCAAAACUGAUGAUGAUACAUUGGUUAAUGCACCAUAUUUAUUGGAAAUACUCAAUCAUAGAUUAUCACCUUUAGGAGCACGAAAUUUGCUUAUGUGCCAACUCAUGUUUUCAAGUAUGGUGAAACGUUCAUAUCGAUCUAAAUGGAGAGUUUCAUAUUCAGAAUAUCCAAAUCGUUGGUAUCCAAUUUAUUGUAGAGGCUGGGCGAUAGUGUAUUCGCCAGAUGUAAUUUAUAAACUAUACACAGAAGCACAAGUGUCUCCAUAUUUUUGGAUUGACGAUGUUCACAUAACUGGUACAAUAGCUGAUAAACAAAAUAUAACUCAAACAGAUUUAGGAACAUUAGCAGUUGAUGAAUCUGAUGUGCUGGGCGAUAAAAAUAUUAGUCGCAAGUUUUUAUUUUGCUUACUAACUAAAGCAGAUCAGUCAAUGAGAAAAUUUUGGAAAACUCUUUUACAACCAAAUGAUACUGUUGUUUCAUCUUCAACUAACCUUGGGCUGGACGAAAAUGUUGGUAAUAAAUAAUAACUAAACAAAUAUGAGUAAUACAUAAUAAUUUUUUAGAAGAUUGAACAAUGAAUUGUGAUAAAGUAGCCUGUAAACAAGUUAUUUGUUAUUAUUUUAUUUUUAUUUUAGGAAGUUAUAUGAGUAGGUAUUUUUAAAUAAGGCUGAUAUUAAAAUUGAGAGUUAUAAAACAAUGUGUAUGUAUAAAUUAUAAUAUAAUUUUAUUUUAGAUACUUAGGUACCUAAUUAUAUAGUGUGAACUGUGAAGCGCUACAAAUUAUCUUUAAGGGAUGUUUAAUAUAAAACGUUUCAAGUGAUAUAUUUAUAGACAUUGAUGUAUACUAAUACAAUAUAUUAUAUAGUAUAACUUUCAUUUAUAAUGAUAUACUAAUUAAUUACAUACAUUUUAAUUAACCAUAUAGUUUGUAAAGUGUACAUAUAUAAUUACUAAUGUAUUGUUAUAUUUUAUUUUAUUUUAAUUAUUAAUAUCCCUUAAUCAUUUUAAAAGUGUUAAAACCAUGUGUACCUAUUAAAUAAUAAAAUAAAUAUAGUAUUAACAAUACAUAGAUUCUGUUUACUUAUAGUUUAAAAAUAAGAAAUUUAAUUUGAUGAAGUACAUAGAUAUUUGUGAAAAGAAGUGAAUAUAAAAGAUACAUCAUGAAAUCAUUGGUUCAAACAAACACUGUAAUGGCAGUGUAAAACAAAAUAGUAAAAUUUUCAUGAUUUUAAAUUAUUAUUAGAAUGUAGUUAAACAAACUUUUAACAAUAAUUUCUGUUCUUCAACCACAAAUUUUCAAAUGUUAUCAAUUAAAUAUUUAUAUGUAAUAUAAAUAAAAUAGCCAAUUGAAUUUUAUAAUUUUAAUUUUAAUCUUAUGAAAGCUGGUGAAUUAGUAUAAAUUAUGUCCAAAGAUGGGACAGCAUUUCGCCAUUACUCAAAUUCGCCAAUAGUAGGUACUAGCGGUUUCUUUAAUUAAUUAAUAUUAUAUUCCUACCCAAAAUCAUAAGUUUGAAUCACUUGAAAUAUUUUAAUAUUUAACAUCUCUAGCAAGCUAAAUAAUGUGUUAUGUAGGUAAUCGUUUUAGUGAUAAUUUUUGUUUUUCAGUUAUAAGCAAAUAAAAUGUAUUUCAUUUUGAUUAUUAAAUUGUUUGCAUUCCAAGAAAAUGUGUACCUCAAAGUAAACUUUUGUUUUGUAUUACCUUCUAUAUGAAAAUGUUCUGGCUUCAGCUUAUUUUCCCACAUGUAAUUGUAAAUCAUAAACCUUAUACUACUAGACAAGAACUGUAUAACAACAGCAUUAUGAGUGGCGUAACAACAUUUCGCUGUGAUGUAGCCUGUCUUAACAACAAAAUACAAUAAUAUAAAUAUCUACUACCUCGCACUACCAUCAUAUUGAGUAAUCUAGUAAUAAAAUAGUGUCCUCUAUGUUGUUAUGCUUUCCAAACGCAUUGCUUGUCUAGUAGUAUGAAGUCUAUGUUGUAAAUCAUAGUUCAAAUGUUAUUGAUGAAACUCAAAUACUGAGAUAAAAUUAUAUCACAAAUUAUUUUAAUAAUUCCUGAUAUCAUAUUAUUAUAACCCAAUAAAUAAAGGGAUAAAACUAAGAGAACUAAAUAAUUAGCUGUGGUAGACUUCUUUAAUUUUAGGAAUGAUCGUAACCAUUCAUUGUAUCCUAACAUCCAUAUAAGUAUCCUAAAUUUUAAUAUAAUUUCUUUAAAUCUGUUUUCAAAUGAAUCUUUUUCUUGAUUUUAUUUUUAUGUAUGCUAAUAUAAUUUUGAAUACAGUCUGAAAAGCAAGGAUUAAAGACUAAUUACUACAAUUUUAAUUGUUAUCACUGUGCUUAGCUUUAACUAUUUUAACAUAACUUUUGGAGGUAUAUGUUCUAUAGAUAUGAUUGUAUGAUUGUGAAACUUAAACUCAAUAGCAGAUGAUUAAAUAAAUUGAGCCUAGUAAUUAUGCAACACCAAUCUGCCACAAAUAAGUUAAUUUAUGUUUUUUUAUUUUAAAUUGCUAAAAUGUCAUUCUUGAUUUUCUUUAACUUGGAAUAAUAUAAAGUUUGAAUAAAAAAGCUUUUGAUAUUGUAAUGAAUUUUUUACAAAUUUAAUACCCAGAACUUUUUGGUCAUAAUAUGUCCUUAUAUUAUAUUUUACAAACAUUUAUGUAUAAAUUAAACAAAACUAAAUUAACCAAUAAUUUAUAUUGUUCUUAACUUAAUAUUAAUAAUUUGUAUUAAAUUUGUUUUAAUCCUUGCUUUUUUGGUGCAUACUUGUUCCUAAUAUAAGUAUUAAUUUUACAAUUUAAAUGUAUUGUUGAGACUUAUAAUCAUUAUAAUAAAGUAUCUAAAUAAAAAAAAAAAAAAUUAAUGUUUGAAGUUGAUGUCAAAAGAAGAUCUCAUGAGAUGUACUUAAAUUGAGUUUAAUGUUUCAACGUAAGUUAUAAAUUGUUUUUGUGUUUAAUUUGUAUACUCUUAAUACAAUUUUAAGUUAGAUAUUUCUCAUAAAUUCAAUAUUUUUCUUUUAUGGUGGUUAUUUAAAAUUAACUAUACAAAUUCACAUGUUGAAUAAUGUUCUAUUAAAAUACUUCAUUUAGUUAAAAAAACAUUAAAUUGGUUCGUUUCAAGUCUUAAGUUGUAAUAAUAAGGCAUAUCUAAUUUAAUAGUUGAAACUAGGAUACUUUGUUUUCUUCAUGUAUGUUUGAACAUUGUAUUUACUAUUUACUUCAAUUAAAGUAAAUUCUGAAGAAUUUUCUGUGUUUAAAUGUUUGUGUUAUAAACCAGAAUUUUGUUGAAAAUGGUUAUUUUUUAUUUAGUGAGAUGCCUAAUUUACUAAAAUAUGUGUCAUUGAUAAAACAUGUUUUUAAUAAAAUUAUGUACUUAAACUUUUGUUUUGUAUAUGUAAUUAACUAUUAAAAAUUGUUAAUGUUAAGAACAUAAUUUUAAUUAGUAUAUACUAUAUAUCAAAUACCAAAAAUUGUUAAUUAUAAUUUUUUAAAAAAAAUAUAUAUAUAAAUUAGAUUUUUUUUAUUGAAUUGGUGCCAAAUUUUAGAACUUAGUGUCAAAAAAUGUCAGUUAUAAUUUGUUGCUCAAUUGUCACAGUAAUUAUUAUUUAAGUAUUCACCUUAACUAUUAUUUGUAACAGUUAUAAGUUUCUUAUUAUCUGUUUCAUAUAUUUUUUUUUUGUUAUUUAUAUUUCAUGAAAUAUGUAUUAGGGACCAAUAAUUUGUCUUAUCACCGACAGAUAAAGAAUCUGGUAUACAUAAAUGAACAAGUGACUCGAAAGAGUUCAAUAAAAUUAUAUUUCAAAAGUGUUGUUAAAGAUACACAGAUAUAAUAUUAGGUGCUCUUCAAAAAAUUAAUUUUCUAAAAUGAAAUUUCAAAAAAAAAUUAUGAAGUUUGUUUUAAAAAAAUUUAAAGUUGAAUUACAUUAGUUGUAUAUUGUGUUUAUAUAUUUUACUUAUGUACAACAUACUUAUAUUUGUUUGCAACACAUUCCUUAAAAUAUAUUUUGAAUGCCUAAUACUAUGUCGGUAAUGAAAUACUGUUUAUAAUCACUGAUAAUACAUAUUAUUAAUUGAUUUGAGUUUUUGAUUCUGGCGUUUUUAUUUAAUGUUUAUUUUAUUGAAAACAAAGUUGUUAUUAUAAUUUUUAAGAAUCCUUGUUUUAUUUGAAAUAAAACGAUUUUGAUUUUGUUUGUUUGAAAUAAUUAUUGAAUUCGUCCGUAACCUGCAAUUAUCACAAUGAUCAUCUUAUUUCUUUAAAUCCUAUAUAAUACAUUUAUUUUAUACUUAAUAGUUUGGGGAUAAAUCGGGUAGUUUUAAAUUCUGCUUUUAAAUCUCAUUAUUAUACAGAAUGAUUCACCAAGCAUCCUUUUUAUUCAAUAGUAGUAUGUAGAUUUUGAGUUAUUUAACAUUUUGUUCUAAGAAUAAUAGAUCAAUUAUGAUGGAUUAAAAUAUAUGAAAUGUUACGGCGACUUAACAAUUUUAGUAAUUAAUAUUCAUUUAUCAACAUUUAUAAUUUGUAAAAAUAAUCCAAGUAUUGUGUCAGUCUGGCCCACCCGGCUAUCCGGUGAUGAAUGAGCAUUUUAAAAAACAUGCUUAGAUUUUUGAUGAGCCAACAAUAUCUGGAUCCUUUAACUUGUCUGUUCAUUGAAUAAGUCAUUCAAUUUAUUAUCAAAGAUAGAGUUAUUGUCAUUUAUUGAUAUGUUAGGACGUUUCAGCAAUGAAUUAAAAAAAGUAGAUAUUAUUUUAAUAAUAAUUCAUAAAUUAUUUAAUUUGACUUUUGUUAUUUAUGUUAAUUGUUAAUUGAAUAUUUUUCACAAUAAAGCAUAUUAUUUUCUA